Messenger RNA from Notechis scutatus (mainland tiger snake), 2263 nucleotides. It is a transcript of the gene ZFPL1, whose product is annotated as zinc finger protein like 1. The record is from RefSeq and is a predicted model, not a curated record. NCBI's taxonomy places the organism in Eukaryota, Metazoa, Chordata, Lepidosauria, Squamata, Elapidae. Gene Ontology annotation, cellular component: Golgi apparatus.
GACGCAAGCAAAGCGCGACGUUCCCGGAAGAGACGUGGCAGCGGGCGCUGGAGAGAGGCGGCGGAGACAGGUGGGCCUCGCCCCUCGCCCGUGGACCAGGGAGAGCCAGAGGCGGUUGGGCUGCUCCGGCGACGCUCGGACGCUCCGUUACCGCUGCCUGGGCCGCCCCGGGACGGUUCCCUCGCCAAGGGAGGCAGCUCUUCUCGCCACCCUAAGCCACCCUUGCGCCGACUACGAUGGGGCUCUGCAAGUGUCCCAAGAGGAAGGUCACCAACCUGUUCUGUUUUGAGCAUCGAGUGAACGUUUGCGAGUACUGCAUUGUCGCUAACCAUGCCAAGUGCAUCGUCCAAUCAUACCUGCAGUGGCUUCAAGACAGCGAUUACAAUCCCAACUGCCGGUUGUGUAACGCGCUUCUUUCCAAUAAAGAGACGGUUCGGCUUGUGUGUUAUGAUCUCUUCCACUGGUCCUGCCUCAAUGAGAUGGCCAACCAGCUUCCACAGAACACGGCCCCCGCUGGCUACCAGUGUCCCUGUUGCCAGGGCCCCGUCUUCCCUCCCACCAACUUGGUCAGUCCGGUCGCGUCUGCCCUCCGAGACAAGCUCUCCACCGUCAACUGGGCUCGGGCUGGACUCCGGCUUCCCCUGAUUGAUGAAACGGAAGUGACACAAGAGAUGGAUACCCACAAUGCCUCAGAGUGCAGCGACUGGUCCAGUUUCACAGCCCUAAAUUCAGAAGAAGCUGCCCCACAGAGUUCGGCCUUUGCCUAUAGUGCCAGCUGCAACUUCGAGUCCCCACAGCAGCAACAGCAGCAGAACCUGAAGAACGGUGUGGCGGACCAACACACGAUUGUCAGCAUGAGUGAUGGAGCCUCCUCGUCACGGAAAAUUUAUGACACCCGGGAAGCAGGCGUGGGCCAGGAUUCGAGCACCACCAUCGACUUCGACGAGGACAAAUACCGGCGGAGACCGACACUCAGUUGGCUCGCCCAGCUGCUCAAGAACCGCUUCGGUACCCGGAAGCAGCCACGAUCGUUAAUGCAGAGGUUUGUCAUCUUCCUUCUGAUCGGCGGGAUUGGUUUCCUGACGCUCGUCGUUGUCAUGAUGAAGCUCGGCCGGGCUUCAGCUGACAACGACCCCAGCCUGGACCCCAAGUUCAACCCUCACAUCCGAGUGGGACAGUAGUGAGUAGGGCCAGCCUCUCCGUCGCCGCGUGGCCCCGUAACCCCAACUCUUGGGCUCUUCCUCUUGGCGGCAGAAUUGCACCCCGGAGGGAGGCCCGGGGUUGCAGCUGCUGGAUGUGUCUCUGUGAGCUUCCCAGCCUGGACAGACAAGGUUGGUUGGGACACCUUUGAAGCUUGGAUGAAGGUAUGCCAGUUAAAAGACGGUCCAUCUCUUCCUCCUCCUCCUCCUCCUCCUCCUCCUCCUCCUCCUCUCCACAGUCUGAUGGACUUGCCAACGGCAAAAUUUUGUUGUCCCAAUUAUGCAGGUGGGCAGUUUAGGGACAGGAUUGAACUAGCAAUUUUAAAGAUGACAACGCCCCCCCCCCUUCCAUUUUUCUUCUCUCAGUGCUGCUCGGUAGGUGGGUGGGCAAAAUAAUUCCCUGUCUCUCUUUUCUCACGACCCGGCAAGAGGGGCUUACCUUGAGGUCCAGUGAUUUCCCCAUUUGCUUUGUUUUUCCUUCUUCGGUGGUUGUUUGAGACGGGAGCGAUCGACUGGGAAUCGUGUGUGUGUGUGUGUCUGUCUGUUUUGCUCUGUUGCCACCCAGCCCGUAGCCAUUUUUAUAAAAGAGCAUGGCCAGGUUUGGGGAUUUCUACGUCAACUAACAGGAUCUCUUAUCCUAAAUCCGUUUUGAUGCUUCUGCACAGAGCUGCCCUUAGUGGUAGGAACACCACAGCUCCCCCCCCCCCCCCCCCCCGAAAAAGGGAGCUCUGUCUAAGGUUGAAGUAACCCCACCUCAACCCUUUCCCUUAACACGGCUGGUUUCCAGCCUCUCUCCGCCGCUUUCCUUCUAAAUGGCCUGCUAGAUACGGGACGCUGGCUGCCUUGGGGAGCCCCACCAAGUGUGUCUUCGCCCCCCUCGGGCUCAGGGGGCCAUCCUGUAGGACCAAAGGCUGCCCCCGCAGCCUUUCUCUGCAACCCAGUGGUUGGGAAAAGUCCAGGGUUUGAUUGGCAGAUGCUUGAAGUGCUGUGGAGAUGAGAAGAGGGGGGACAGCUCAGUGCUUACGAAUGGCUUCCCUUAAUAGGCACUACACAUCCCCCCCCCC